Messenger RNA from Schizophyllum commune H4-8, 997 nucleotides. RefSeq lists its product as uncharacterized. The transcript is spliced from 2 exons. Bases 264 to 923 code for a protein of 219 amino acids. The record is from RefSeq and is a predicted model, not a curated record. Lineage: Eukaryota; Fungi; Basidiomycota; Agaricomycetes; Agaricales; Schizophyllaceae.
ACUUGACAACCUUUGCUCUCGCAGCUACGACAAGUUACAAAGGACAUCCGCGAUUGAUUAACCAUGACAACGACAGAGGCCACGUCCAUAACGGGCAUCUCUUGUAAAAGACUAUCUAUCUAUUGGUCCUGACUCGCAGGUAUAAAACGAGAUGGAAAGCAUGGGAGGUCUAUUCAGAACCACCACAUCCUCAGCUACGAGCGACUGCAGACUCAACAGACGCCGACGAAGACGCCAAGAAACCAACUCGAUAGACACCCGCAAUGUCGCCGAAGUCCGCGCCCACUUCGUGGAACCUCUAUCUCGCAUACUAUCUAGUGGAUGACCUCCGCGUCGCACUGCUGCUCGUACCACCCAAGCCCUCUUCCGGCUGUACGGCGUACCGCUGGCAGAUCAACCGCGACUCGUACAUCCCGACUGUCUGGCAUAAGCACUUCGAGAAGACUGGCGAUGCUGGCGACGUACUCAGCCUGCACUUCGUGGCACAGGUGCCGCCGGAGAAGCACGCUGCGCUGUACAAUGUCCUCGUGAAGGACCUCUGCGUCGCCAGUGCGUAUAACCGCCGAGAUUGUGAGGACUAUGGCCCGAGAGUUUGGGCAGUGGACGCGUUGGAUGCACUGGCGAAGGCGAGCAUCAUUACUGUCCGCGGCCUGAGCGAGGCGACGGAACCAGACCUUCGCAGACAACUGCUCGCAAGCCUGGUCGACUAUGGCUUCGAGUCAUGCCAGCAUAGUGGUCGACACGACGCGAACCUGCUUCCGUCACGGAAGACUCUGGAGGAUGAGUCGCAAAAUUCUACUACCGAGAGGUCGCGCUCGCCAUUCCGCAUCAUCCGCGACGCCGUACGGGUCCGGUCGCGCACGCCGCGCACGCUCUGUCGAUCCCCAGACUCGCCAGCAUUCGACCGGUUUGCGUCGGUAUAAUGCUACAGCCAUACAGUGUAUAAUUUAUUGUGGAGCUUUGACCAAUUCAAUGCGGGCUGAACAGUGUUGAGGUU